This is a messenger RNA of Rotaria sordida, 2580 nucleotides long. NCBI's taxonomy places the organism in Eukaryota, Metazoa, Rotifera, Eurotatoria, Philodinida, Philodinidae. The record is from the annotation of a GenBank genome assembly.
AUGCCGAGCGAUGUGCCCGAUAGAACAGCAGGAGGUUGCCGUCGUCCAGGAAAAUCAUGUACAUGGAUGUAUAACGAUGCGUGUCUCGAUGGUGAACGUUGUGCAACAACGACAGUUCAAGAUUCUCUUAGCGAUCAAUUUACGGAGAAUGUCGUCGCAGAAUUGAACAAUACAUAUGGUCUUAAACCAUUCGUUGUCAUUGGCAAAUGGAGUCGAAAAAAGGUCGAUUUCAAUCGAGAAAUCAACCAGGCAACACUCAAUUAUCCUGAAUCUAUCAAUGCUUAUCAAAGCUAUCACAUGAAUCUUGAAAAUGCCAUCAAUCAAAUAAAGCAACAAUAUGGCAAAGGUCUUCUUAUUGAUGUUCAUGGUCAAGGAGUAGGAAACUUUACAAUGGUUGGAUAUCUUUUAGAUAGUGAUCUACUCAACAGAGAUGAUCUUCAAACAACGCUCGGUACUAUUACAUCAAUCGAACAAAUUUGUUCUUUGUCCAAUCGAACUGAAUGCAUUCGAGGAAAAACAUCAUUUGGUACAAUUCUUGAAAGAAACGAACUUGGCAUCGCCUAUCCAUCAAUGGCACAUCCGAAACCAGGAAAUGGUACUUUCUUUGAAGGUGGUUAUAUAACACGCAAUUAUAUUUCAAAGAUAAAUGCUAUUCAAACCGAAUUACCAUAUAGUAUGCGUGCUGGCACUUAUAAACUUGCGAAUGCUAUCAAAUAUGCACGUACUCUUAUUGAUUAUAUGACAGUGAAUAAUAUACUGUUGAAAAAGCAACAACGACAUCAAUUCUAUAAUUAUGAAUUAAGUAAUAAAGAAAACAAUUUAUUACAGUCAAUGACUAAUACGAAUGAACAAGUAAUCACUUGUAUCGAAGAUUUAUCUAAUGAAAUCUUUUAUAAUAUUUUUGAUUAUCUUAAUGGAUGUCAUUUGUAUGAAUCAUUUGUAAAUCUUAAUACACGUUUUCAAAAUCUUCUCAUAAAAUCAUUUUUACCUCUUAAAAUAAAUAUUGAUUCUAAACAUGAAAUAAUCAUUGAACAUCUAUGUAAGAAUAUUAUCAAUCGAAAUAAAUCUCGUAUUAUUUCACUUCAUUUGUCAACUACAAUAGCUUCUAAACAAUUUUUAAAAUUAGUCACUAUCAAUUCAUUAUUCAAUCGUUUACAAUCACUUGUUAUUAACGGUAUUGUUGAACAUAAACUUCAAUUACUUCUUAAACAAUUAACUUGUUUACCACGUUUGUGUUCAUUGAAUAUUUUUGUUAUUGGUCAAUUAGAAUCUUUCAAUACGAUCUAUAAAUUAAUUUUUCGUUUACCUUUUUUAAAAUAUAAUACUCUAUCCUAUGGACCAUGGCGAGCACCUAUUACAUUACCAGUCGCUAGAAAUGAACAGUUUAAUUAUAUCGAAUAUUUAAAUAUCGGUAUAAUUAUAACUCUCGUUGAAGUCAUUACUAUACUUUCAUACACACCUAAAUUACGUCGUUUAACUUGUCAACAAUUGUACGGUUGCAGUCAAUAUAUCUCAACAAGAGAUAUAAUUAAAUUACCUUAUUUGACACAUAUAAAUUUUGAUCGAUGUCGUUUACGAUUUUCUGAAUUUGAAUUAUUUAUUAAGAAGAUUAACUCUCAAUUAAGAGUAUUACAUUUCACUACAUUUGAUAAUAUAUCAUUUCUUGAUGCAAAUCGUUGGCAAAGAUUGAUUGUACAGUAUUUACCACAUUUAUGCAAAUUCGAAUUUGAAUAUGAUGAAAAAAUUUCCAACACGUUCCAAUUAGGGCCACAUCAUCAACAAAUUAACCAAUUUAUAUCAUUAUUUUGGCUCCAACGACAGUGGUAUUUACACUUGCAGACUGAUGCAUCACCUUUUUCUAACAAUCGAAUAACAUAUUCGAUUCAUUCAUACAGAAAAAAAUGGUAUCAUUUAUGUCAACAUAUGAAAAGUGAUGCACAUUGCCAACAAGAUAAUUCUGUUGAUAUGACUUUACAGAAUAUUCAAAAUCAUGUUAUUCCAUCUUCUCAAAGUGUUGAACUUAUUGCAACCAAUCAUUGUGAUUUCGAACAAUAUCAAUCUUUUAUUGAAAAUAUUAACUCUUUAUUUCAAUUAGUGCAAAUUACUCAUUUGAAUAUUGAUUUAUGUUAUUCAUCCAUUGAUUUAUUUAUUGAUUUCAUAUAUCAUUUACCUUAUCUUGAUUCAUUGAGUAUGUCUUGUUUGCCAAUAUCAGAAUUGAAUAUUUCAUCCACCACACGAUCUAAACUUCAGUUAAUAUCCCAGAAUAAUAGAAUUACAAAAGUGAAUCUUGAAAAGUUGAUAGAAAUCAACCAAAUUCAAUUUAUCAUUAAUCUUUGUUCACGUAUGGAAUUUUUACAAAUCGGAUGUACAAAUGAUAUGGAUUUUGAAUUGUUCAUACGUUUUAUUUUAAUGAAUUAUCGAGCUAAGUCUCUUCAUUGUAUUUAUUUAUUGUGUCUUCAUUUUCCAACAGCAGACAAGAAGACGAUUAAAAAAAUACGAAAUAUGAUUAAUUCGGAAACACUGCUCAAUUAUUAUUCAAUUAAUCGUAUACUUGAUAAAAUUUAUUUACACUGGAAAUAA